Messenger RNA from Pocillopora damicornis (cauliflower coral), 4111 nucleotides. Its product is annotated as putative glycoprotein hormone G protein-coupled receptor. NCBI's taxonomy places the organism in Eukaryota, Metazoa, Cnidaria, Anthozoa, Scleractinia, Pocilloporidae. The record is from RefSeq and is a predicted model, not a curated record. Gene Ontology annotation, cellular component: plasma membrane. Gene Ontology annotation, molecular function: protein binding; protein-hormone receptor activity; G protein-coupled peptide receptor activity. Gene Ontology annotation, biological process: adenylate cyclase-activating G protein-coupled receptor signaling pathway; activation of adenylate cyclase activity; hormone-mediated signaling pathway.
UCUCGUGACUAAAAAACGAUCAAGUUUCCUCCCCUAUCGAAAACACAGGAUGUAUUGACGACGAAUGCUGUAAGCGCUGUCAUAUUUCUUAUUACCUUGCAGCAUAUAUAUUGCACAGUUUUAAACUAGCUCCAGUCUGUGGCCUCAGUGCAAGAUGCUUGUUGUAAUUUUGACCGUUUUGACUCUGGUUCAGUUUGGAGAAGGGAAAAAAUGUCCUGCCGAAUGCACAUGCUUUACGGUGGCGCGCAAAAUGGAAGUAACAUGCUUCAAGAUGAGGUCUUUCCCAUCCAUGGACAGUUUCCCGGAAAAUACAAGUACACUGAAUAUAUAUGACUCCUCGUUCUCAAACAUACCCGAAGGCGAGCUGAAUAAAUUGAAGAACCUAUCAUUCAUACGCUUGGAAAGCAACAUGAUUACUCACAUACAGGAUGGAGCCUUUGAUGGCCUUAAAGAUCUUUUCGAAAUAAACCUGGAUCACAACAAACUGGAGACCUUUCCUAUUUUCAAAACCAGGUCACCGUUGAAGAGGCUUUAUCUCAACCACAAUAACAUCAAAGCAUUGUCGCGAGUGUCUCUAAACAAUCUACCGGAGCUGACCCGAUUAAGAUUAGACGAGACAAGCAUCACAGAGAUACCUGCGUUUAUAUUCAGUAACAACAAAAAGCUAGAAAAUUUGACUAUACAGAACUCACCUUUGAAAAAAAUUGACGACGAUGCAUUUAAAGGUUCAAACCUCCAAGAGCUGUUCUUACAAGGUACAAAAAUCACAUCGCUACCAGCAACAGGACUUGAUAAAUUAAAGAAAUUACACCUGGAGAAUGUUGAAGAUUUCUGGUCGAUUCCAGCCGGUCUGAAAAGCAUCACAGAGGUGUAUUUGAGUAAAUACAACUCUUUUUUGUGUUGUGCCUUCGAUCUGGGUACAUACCAGCGCAAUGUGGGACGACAAAUUAGCGACGAGUGGUGGACCUCCUCACCUAAACAUUUUACAUCAGCUGCUUACAAAAGCACAGCGACGGAACCCACGACAAAUACUGAUGAAUCCUCUACGUUAACGUCUGUUGCAUCAGGAUCUUUUAGAUCUACAACAUACACGCCAACUCACAGCCCGAGCCAACACCGAAAUUCGUCGACCACUCCUUUUAACCCAUGGGAAAGAAGAAAACGUCGUGACUGGGGAGGAUGGGGGACACAAGCCCCCACGGCUAACCAUACAAAUGGUAGUUAUACCUCACAGAUAACUACGUCUGGUUCCAGCGGCGGGGGUUUGGUUACUCUCCCCCAUGGUUUUCUACCCGUAACAGCUUCUCAUCCUCCCACACUCCAUCAUGAAAACUCUACAAACAGAAGUAUAGUAACAGAACCACCCCUUUCAACUGUGACUUGCUUGCCCGAAAGAGACGCAUACCACCCAUGUGAGGAUAUAAUGGGAGCAAAAUGGCUUACUGUGGUGUCUUUCAUGGUAGGAAGUGUGGCACUAAUUGCAAAUCUUGUCGUCGUCGUUGUCAUGCUCUCAAGUGAUCGUCGUUUGAACGUUCACCGUUUUCUAAUGUGCAACAUGGCCUUUGCGGACUUUUGUUUGGGCCUCUACAUCUUUCUGCUCGUGUGCGUGUCGCUAAACACUUCAGGUGAUUAUUACAACUAUGUCAGGACCUGGCAGUACGGUGCUGGUUGUCACAUCGCGGGCUUCCUUGCUGUGUUCUCCACAGAGCUGUCGGUGUACACUCUAACAGUCAUCACCAUCGAACGAUUUUUUGCCAUCGUGUACGCCAUGGAAGUGAAUACUCGACUUUCACUCCGCAAAGCAGUUAAAGUUAUGAUUGCAGGAUGGGUUCUUGCUCUUCUCCUCGCCAUUUUCCCUCUUGCUGGUGUAAACAGCUAUAGUAGUGUGGCAAUUUGCCUACCCUUUGACUCCCACACGAAAGGAGACUUGGCCUACGUGGGUAUCGUAUUAGUACUAAAUUUUGGGACUUUCUUGGUCAUCGCGGGAUUGUACGCGAAAAUGUUUCAAGUCGUGGUAGGACCCGGUCCAGUUGAUGGGGCCCCACAGAGGAAUGAUGCAAAAGUUGCCAAGCGGAUGGCUUUGCUUGUUUUUACCGACUUUGUUUGCUGGACCCCCAUUGCAUUGCUGGGCCUUAUAGCAGCUUUUGGCUCACCUCUUAUCGGAGUGGAGGAUUCAAAGUUUCUCCUCGUGUUCUUCUUUCCACUCAAUAGCCUAUGCAAUCCAUUUUUGUACGCCUUUUUCACGAAAGCGUUCAAGCGCGAGUUCUUUGCCCUUCUGAGUCGCUUUGGGUUCUGCCACACGCGAGCUUUACAUUACAAAGGGACGCUGUCGUCGCUUAUCUACUCCCGGUCACGCACCAAGCGCUCCACAAUAGCUGAAGAUGACACGAGAUCGAAGCGAAUCUCACAAGUAUCCGCUGUUUCAGGUACUGAGAUCAAAACAGGAGUUGGUUUCUUUAACGGCAACUGCAAUGUUUACCAAAAUGGCCAUCCUCAGGAUAGCUCACCGGAGUGCAUUCCCAUGAAAGGUGUUCACAACCAGGGCUUCGGCGAUGUAUCACCAGAGAACCCCGGCAACGAUGACGUUUUUUUCAAUCCUAUGGCUGGAGCAACACCGACGGCUGACACGUCUCCGAGAUCUCCUUCGCGGAGAUCGCCCGCCGAUUUGGAAUCUCCUGAUUGGUCAAAUCGUAGCACGCCCCAAAUUUCUCGAGCUCCAAGUGUCGGCAGCUUUCAUGCAGUCGAGGGACAGCUGACGGAGAGGAGAAUCAAAAAACAGUCCGUUUCGUUCAAGGAUAUCCCGAAAAUAGACCUUCAAAGCUCAACUGAAACACUGUGAUAGCAAAUGAAACCAUCGGUGUAACAUGACGGACAUGACAGGAUACUCUUUGCAGGCACUGAAUGUCAUUGGUGAUUGUUUAAAGUGAAAUUAGUUGGUUGUUCUUCUUAGACGUGUCGACCUCCAUAUAACCAACCAGCUGUUGUUCAAGUAGUAGGAGGCAUUUGUUCACCCUCUGUGGCGUACCAACAAAAUAAGCCCCCUUACAAAAACUCGCUGUGGUGACAUUAUGUGAUAAAGCUAGAGGAGAGAACUUCACAUCCAGAAAAGAACUUCGCAUGAAAUUGAAUUUGAUGAAGAAGUUAAUUCCAAUUGACAGAAAUUUAACCAUCCAAGAUUAUGUGAAAAGCAUACUUGAGAACGGUGACUGUGCUGUUCAGUUCCCAGCCAUUUUGAGGAAGGCGUGAUCGCAGUUUCAAAUCUCAAGUAAACAUUUGAUAAAUUAUUUGUAUAAAUAUGUGUCGACUAUAUUAAUCGAACUAAAUCUUUAACAUAUUGAAAAAUUUUGUUGGAUUACCGAAGACAUCGUCAAAGACCUUUCUCAAGAACUGGCGCCCGAAAUUUCGAUUCAUGAUUCAGAAAAGUAUACUCAUGAAAGUAAAAUAGUUAAAAUGGUAACUACUAGCAAAUGAAAAUUUAUAGAACACAGAGGGGGGCACUUAAAUCCGGCAGAUCCACUAACGUUAUAUUCAGAUAGUCUCUCGAACGAAUGAUGUCUCCACUAGGCCUUUAUGUCCUAACGAAGUUAUAUUUUUUCAGCUGCACUGAACGUUUUGUUACAGGAAAGUAUUAAGGAUUACGACGGAAAUCAACGAUGCUUACGUGUGUUGGUUUACACAGCUUUUUUUGUUGUUGUUUUAUUUAGCCGCCAUUUCUUGAGAAGGGUCAAUGAAUAGAACAUAAAUAAUAAUAUAAAAAUCUAAUUGCACUUUUGAAAUUUUGUUGAUUUCACGUGUAUUACGGGCAGUCGCUCUGACUGAAACGUUUUUUCCCAGUUUCUAUGGUUCCCAGACCUUCACGGACACAUCGGUGGGUGGCACGCUGAGGAACUUAACAAUAUCUUCAUAUAAAUAAAAAGAAAAUGGGGGAAAAAAAAGAGCUAUGCGCAGUCCUCGCUCGGCCUUUCUAGAGUCUGCUAGUGGUCUCAUUAUGAUGUAAUAAUAUGAUACAACUCACAUUGAGGUAAAAAGUAUAACGACUGCGUUAAUGAUGUUAAAAAUGUAUGGCCUUGGUCAUAUUCUGUGAUGAAUACAAUAUGUAUAAGGAAAUGAA